This is a messenger RNA of Rotaria sp. Silwood1, 216 nucleotides long. The record is from the annotation of a GenBank genome assembly. Lineage: Eukaryota; Metazoa; Rotifera; Eurotatoria; Philodinida; Philodinidae.
AUGGUUCUUAUUCGAUGUUUAAAAUAUCGACUACAAGCUAAUUUUCAAGAUGAAAAUUAUAAAGUUGCCUUAGGACUUGAUCUUAAUUGUGCUCAACCAUCUAUAUCACCAAUACCAUUAUAUCAAGAAAUUUUACCACCAGCUGAUAUUGAACAAGCUCGUAGUGAUAUAACACGUAUAAAUGAUGUAAUGAAAACAAUAUCAAGUAUUUUAUAA